Messenger RNA from Clarias gariepinus (North African catfish), 1597 nucleotides. Its product is annotated as cytochrome P450 2F2-like. Lineage: Eukaryota; Metazoa; Chordata; Actinopteri; Siluriformes; Clariidae. Gene Ontology annotation, biological process: xenobiotic metabolic process. The record is from RefSeq and is a predicted model, not a curated record. The transcript is spliced from 9 exons. Gene Ontology annotation, cellular component: intracellular membrane-bounded organelle; cytoplasm. Gene Ontology annotation, molecular function: iron ion binding; oxidoreductase activity, acting on paired donors, with incorporation or reduction of molecular oxygen, reduced flavin or flavoprotein as one donor, and incorporation of one atom of oxygen; heme binding. The coding region runs from base 14 to 1567 and encodes 517 amino acids.
UAGUUCAGGCAUUAUGCUGGGCUCUUUAAUUUUUGUUGGUUUUUGCAUCUUCCUCUUUUUCUUCUUAAUUAGGAUCCAGAAGCCAAAGAACUUCCCCCCUGGACCACGACCCCUACCCAUAGUUGGCAACCUUCUUCAUUUUAACAUCAACAAUCCUUUGAAAGACUUUAAAUUGUUGGCUGAGCGUUAUGGGAAUGUUUAUAGCCUCUAUCUUGGAAGAAGUCCAGCUGUUGUACUUAACGGUUUAAAAGCUAUAAAAGAAGCUCUGGUGACCAAAUCUGCAGAUUUUUCUGGACGCCCACAAAAUUUGCUAAUCAGCCAUAUGAUGGAAGGAAAAGGAGUCAUACUAGCUGAUUAUGGUCCUGCAUGGAAGGAGCAUCGGCGCUUUGCUCUCAUGACCUUAAGGAACUUUGGUUUGGGAAAACAGUCUAUGGAGAACAGGAUUCUGGGAGAAAUUGAACAUAUUGUUGCAAAACUGGAGAAGCAUGCGGGAAGUGUCUUAAAUCCUCAGUCUUUGUUCCAUAAUGCAGCGUCAAAUAUCAUCUACCUGAUGUUGUCUGGCACUCGAUAUGAAUACGGUGAAGAAACCCUUAAUAAAUCUGUUAAAUGGAUUUCUGAAAUUACCAAGAUUCUUAAUGGACCUUGGUCAUUGAUCUAUGAUACGCUUCCAUGGAUAAGAUCUCUGCCUCUUCCUUUUAUGAAAUUGUUUAAAAACAACAAUUUACUUAAAGAAAUGACAAUGACCAUGAUCAAAAACCACAAGACAACAAGAGUCCGAGGAGAGCCCAGAGACUUUGUAGACUGCUAUCUGGAUGAUCUUGAUAUGGAAAAAACAGGAUCCACAUUUAAUGAAGACCAAUUGGUAAUGUACAUUUUAAACCUGCAUAUGGCUGGAAGCGAUACCCCGUCCAACACCCUCCUUACAGCUUUCCUUUACCUCAUGGCUUAUCCAGACAUUCAGGGUUUAACCUUUACUUCAUUGCACUUUAAUAUAAAGUAUUGUUACAUGAAACAUAAAAUAGCAAACAUAUUGUUUUUAGAGAGAUGCAAGCAGAAGAUUGAUGAGGUUCUACAGGGAAAAUCUCAUGUGUCUUUCGAGUACAGAUACAACAUGCCACACACUCAAGCUGUAAUCCAUGAGUUUCAGCGCAUCGCCAACAUCACCCCUCUAAGUGUAUUCCACUCGACGACAAGAGAUACUGAACUGAUGGGCUACAGCAUCCCAAAGGGAACUAUUAUCAUCCCAAACCUCUCAUCAGUGCUGAAUGAAGAAGGCCAGUGGAAGUUUCCUAAUGAGUUUAAUCCAUCAAACUUUCUUAAUAAACAAGGACAGUUUGAGAAACCUGAGGCAUUUAUACCAUUUUCUGCUGGGCCUCGUUUAUGUUUGGGUGAAGGUCUGACUCGCAUGGAGCUCUUUCUUAUCUUGGUCUCCCUGCUGCACCGCUUUCAGUUCAUUUGGCCUGAAGAUGCAGGAGAGCCAGAUUUCACUCCUGUAUUUGGAAUCACACUUACACCCAAACCAUACAAGAUGGGAAUUAGGCUGAGACAGCCAGCUACAGAAAAUUAGAAAUAGUCACCUAUAUAAUAGGUGAUAUAC